Messenger RNA from Poecilia latipinna (sailfin molly), 3340 nucleotides. It is a transcript of the gene morc3a, whose product is annotated as MORC family CW-type zinc finger 3a. The transcript is spliced from 19 exons. Gene Ontology annotation, cellular component: nucleus; PML body. NCBI's taxonomy places the organism in Eukaryota, Metazoa, Chordata, Actinopteri, Cyprinodontiformes, Poeciliidae. Gene Ontology annotation, molecular function: zinc ion binding; ATP hydrolysis activity. The record is from RefSeq and is a predicted model, not a curated record. Bases 63 to 3152 code for a protein of 1029 amino acids.
AACUGCUGAUGUCAUGAAGUAGCGAGGCUAAGCUCCGCCCAUAGUCGCCUGUUCCUGUAAAAAUGGCGGCACAAACAGACCGCGGCGUGCCUCUCAGUACGCUUUCGCCAAAGUUCCUGCACACCAACUCCACCAGCCACACCUGGCCCUUCAGCGCUAUCGCUGAACUCAUAGACAAUGCCUAUGACCCAGAUGUCAGUGCCAAGCAGUUCUGGAUUGAUAAAACUAUGGUUAAAGGAGAGGUGUGCCUCAGCUUCAUGGAUAACGGAAACGGCCUCGACCAUGAAACUAUGCACAAAAUGCUUAGCUUUGGGUACAGCGACAAGAUGGCAGUAAAUGGACUGGAGCCCAUUGGUAUCUAUGGUAACGGCUUCAAGUCCGGAUCCAUGCGUCUCGGCAAAGAUGCGAUUGUCUUCUCCAAGUCAAAGAGCAUAUCGUGCAUUGGGAUGCUUUCUCAAACCUACCUGGAGAAGAUUGGAGCCAAGCAAAUAAUUAUUCCUAUUAUUUCCUUUGAAAAUAAGAAAUCAAACAGAAUCUCCGUAAAAGAAAAACAAGAAGCAAGUCUGAAGGACAUCCUGCAAUACUCCCUUUUUAAGUCUCAUGAGGAACUUCUCGCUGAGAUCAAUGCCAUCACUUCAACCUCAACUAAGACAGGCUCCCGGAUCAUCAUCUGGAAUCUCCGCAGGACAUCUUCCGGAUCAACAGAGUUUGACUUUGACAGAGAUCGAUAUGACAUCCGCAUUCCCUCAGAAGUUUACGAAGAAUUAAGCGAUCCAUCUCGGCCUUUGAACAGGAGUACAUCUUAUGUUCCUGAGAGUGUGAUUUCACUGCGGGAGUACUGUAGCAUUUUAUACCUGAAGCCACGCAUGCAGGUCAUGGUGCGGGGUCAAAAGGUGAAGUCUCAGCUCAUCGCUAAGAGCCUGGCCUACAUCAGAAAGGACCACUACAAGCCCACUUUUCUGGACAAACGCAUACCUAUUAUUUUUGGGUAUAACACCAAAAGUAAAGACCAGUAUGGUAUCAUGAUGUAUCACAAGAACAGGCUCAUCAAAGCGUAUGAACGUGUGGGCUGCCAGCUUAAGGCCAACAUGAAAGGUGUUGGAGUCAUUGGGGUCAUCGAAUGUAACUUUCUGGAUCCUACCCACAACAAGCAGAGCUUCAACGAGACUGACAAGUACAGAAAAACCAUUAACAGUUUGGGGACUAAACUGGAGGAGUACUGGAACGAGAUCCGUUUCAGAAAGACCAAAGAAGACCCAAACAGCACUGUGCCAGUGGAAGAUACCAUGAAGCGACCGGAUCAGAACUGGGUGCAGUGCGACGACUGUUUGCGGUGGCGUAAACUCCCGGACGGGAUCGACGUCAACAAGCUGCCGGAUAAGUGGUACUGCCUGUUGAACCCCGAUCCACAGUUCAGGAGCUGCAAGGUAGAAGAAGAGCCUGAGGACUCCGAUGAUGAUCAGCCGUCGUACCGGAAGACCUACAAACAACAAGAGAGGGAGAACAAAAAGAAACAAGGACAGAAAUUUGAACAGGAGGAAGAAGAGGGGUAUUUGGAUUUGGACACCUUGGAUAGACAGUCCAAAGCUUUUAAACGGCAGCACAAUAAGCUUACCCGGCAGCUUCAACAAGUGUCUCCUAAUUACCUGACGAGUAGGGCUGAUUCCACCCUGCGGAGGUCCUCAAACAUUACGCAAGCUCGUAAGGACAUGAUUUCUUCUGCAGCCGGCAGCCCCCCCAGCAGCGAGUCUCCUCUUGUGAUCACCAACGUUUGCUCGCUCUCAGCAGCAUCAGCAACCCUGAGGGGGAAAAGGAGCCAGGUUGUCACUCCACAAAGCACGCCAAAACGACCCAGAGUGAACGGUUUCCAGCCGGGUGCCUCUGACACCCCCGUAUCCGUGCGCAUUGACAGCAGCGACACGGAUGAGACCGAUGAUGACGACAUUGUCAUCUUGGAAACUGCAAGUACGCCCAAGCCCAAACAGCCCGUUGGUACUUUAAGGAAAGUGAAGCAAGAGAAAGAGGAGAGUGAAACUCAAAUCCCGAUGGUGCUAGAGUGCACCGACGACGCUGCUGUGGACGAGACCUCCGCGGCGACGGCCGAAGCCGAAACCUGCCCACCUACAGCAGUGGCGAGCGCCACCACCCAGACCACCGCUUUUGAAGUGAAGGAGGAACAACCGAGUCAGAAUCAGACCGAAGGGAACGGCGAAACGGCUAGUAGGAGUGGUUCAACUCCAGAUCUGCCCGUUGAAAGAGAAGUGAAGAAGGAACAGCAGAAUCGGACUGAAGGAAGCUACGAAACGGCUAGUAGGAGCAGGUCCAUUGAACGAGAAAUUAAGCUGGAGCGCGGUGAGGGGGUUGAGAACCACCAAGGGGAAACCUUGGGCAACGGAGUGGCACAUAUGGAGAGUGAUGAAGGUGCCGGUCCUUCUUCUUCUGUUCUGCAGUACCCCAAUAUCGAUGAAGUUCAGAAACAACAAGAUCAGCUCGUGGAGCUGAUGCAGGAAACGGCCCAGGAGAGAGACGCCUUGAGAGAGCAGCUGAAACUUCUCACCUCUCAGCUUGAGGACAUGCAGAGCCGACUGCAGGAACAGUCUCAGGCCAAGGUAAAGGAGUCCUCACACCAAGCCUGCCAGACUGACACUCAGACAGACUACAAGGGCCUUUUUGAGAGGGCCAAACAGAAAAUCAAUGAUUUAAUACGGGACAAAGAGGCUUUAUUGGCAGCUAACGAGAGCAAGAGCAAUCCAAACUCUGGCCAAGAUGAGGAAAAUGACAUUGAGGAGAUUUCGCUUAAAGUCAGCCGUCUGGUCCAAGAACUAGACGAGAGGAACAAGGAAAGGGAAGAACUGCGCCUGCAGCUGGAUAAUCUGGAGGAGGAGAAGUCGACUUUGGCAGCCCAGUGUGAGGAGCUCAAGUUGAGAAUGCAGCAGCAAAGAGAAAAUGCUCAACCUUCAGCAGGGUCCCGCACCUCUGGCACAAACUCAGACGCCUCCAGUUGCUUGAUCGAGCUCCGUCAGAACGUCGGCCGCCUCCUCGUCUCCCGGGUGCCGGCGCUGGACCUGGCGCAGGUCAAUUUCGAAUGCAACGUCAUCGAUGAGAUCCUCGAGCAGGUUCUUACAGGCACAGACUUCGAUUUCCCAGGCUGAAAUGCUGCGCUCGGUUUGGAAAGUCACCUCCACUGAAUUAAGGUCUUCCUGCUCACCCUCGGAUCUGGAAGGAGGUCCAAGCCUGACCUGUUUCCAAAAUGGAUUGUAAACUUUUGGACUUCUGAAGAACAUUUUCAGGGAGUCAAAUGAAUGUCUGAGGUUUAUUUAUUUAAAAUGUUCACAUUUUA